AUGUCUUCCCCCGCUCCUGAAGAAUCUCCGGUUUCUCCACCACCACCAUUGGAGUCAUCGCCGCCUCCAGCAGCGUCCCAGCCCCCUCCCCCACCCCCAGCAAAGGUCUCUCCACCACCACCACCUUCUAAAGAAAUCUCACCCCCACCCCCAGCAGAGGUCUCUCCACCACCAAAAACAACACCGCCACCACCUUCUGAUGAAAUGUCACCCCCACCGCCACCACCUUCUGAUGAAAUCUCACCCCCACCGCCACCACCUGAAGACUCAGGUUCUUCACCCCAACCGCCUUCCUCUUCUGAUGGAAAUAAGUCACUAACCCCCCCUCCCAAAAAAAAUGAUAAUGGUGGUUCUCGGUCGCCUCCACCACCUUCAUCAUCAUCCAAGUUUCACAAUUCGCCGCCUCCACCACGACCACUAGGGCCAUCAAGUGAUUCAUCAUCAAAUAACAGCACUAAAUCAUCUUCAGGCAAUGAAGAUGGAACUAACCUUGUACCUAUUAUAGCAGGAGUCGUAGUUGGAGUAGGGGUUUUAUUGCUGCUUGCCCUGCUUGUAUUUCUCUGUGCAUGCAGAAAGAAAAAGAAGAGACAUUAUGAUUACUACAACGAUCACUCUCUAGCACCCAAAGCCACAGGUGGCCCUUAUUUCAACGCAGCACCUCCUCAACAUCAUGCUAGUAAUUGGCACAAUGAAAGCAAAUUCGGAGAGCAAGUUGUAAAUCUCCCUCCACCUCCCGGCGGAGGACAUGGAACUUGGUCAACACCACCAUCUCAUGGUGCAAUUAUGUCUAGUGAAAUGAGUUCCAGUUACUCUGGCCCACACGGUCCGGCAUUGCCUCCCCCGUACCCAUCACCAUCAUUGGCUCUUGGGUUCACCAAGAGCAGCUUCAGCUAUGAAGAAUUAGCAGCAGCAACUGAGGGAUUUUCUCAAGCUAAACUACUAGGGCAGGGAGGUUUUGGCUAUGUCCAUAAAGGGGUGUUGCCUAAUGGAAAGGAAAUCGCAGUUAAGAGUCUCAAAGCUGGUAGUGGACAGGGGGAUCGUGAAUUUCAGGCUGAGGUUGAAAUUAUUAGCCGUGUCCAUCAUCGCCACCUUGUGUCCCUUGUUGGUUAUUGCAUUGCAGGAGAUAAAAAGCUGUUGGUUUACGAGUUCGUCCCCAAUUCCACCCUUGAAUUUCACCUUCAUGGUAAGGGUCGUCCGACCAUGGACUGGCCUACUAGGCUCAAAAUUGCCCUGGGAUCAGCCAAAGGACUUGCAUAUUUGCAUGAAGACUGCCACCCACGAAUUAUCCACAGAGAUAUUAAAGCGGCAAAUAUUCUGCUUGACUACAGUUUCGAAGCUAUGGUGGCAGAUUUUGGAUUGGCCAAGUUAUCUUCAGACAACUAUACUCAUGUAUCGACUCGUGUCAUGGGAACAUUUGGGUACUUGGCUCCAGAAUAUGCUUCCAGCGGCAAGCUUACCGAGAAAUCUGAUGUAUUCUCCUUCGGUGUCAUGCUAUUGGAACUAAUAACUGGACGUCUCCCUGUGGAUAUCUCUGGGGACAUGGAUGACAGCUUGGUAGAAUGGGCUACACCUUUAUGUGCAAAAGCGCUAGAAGACGGAAACUACAAUGAGCUGAUUGAUCCAGCUUUGGAGGGCAAUUACAAUCCCCAUGAGGUGGCUUGCAUGAUAGCAUGUGCUGGUGCAUCAGUUAGUUAUUCAGCAAAGAGGCGGCCGAAAAUGAGCCAGAUUGUACGAGCACUUGAAGGUGAAGUCUCCUUGGACGAAGGGAUAAAACCUGGCCGAGGUUUUAUCUUCAGCUCCGCUUCCAGUUCUGAUUUUGAACAAAGCUCAUAUAGUACAGAUAUACGGAAGUUUAGGAGGACGGCAUUAGACGGCAUCGAUUAUGCAAGCAGUGAAUUUGAUCACACGAGUGAAUAUGGGCUGAAUCCUUCCUCUUCGAGCAGUGAUGAAAUGACGAAGAGUCAGAGACGCGGUCCUUGAGCAUUUUCAAACUUUCAAGACCAUCGGAACUAAUUUCUAUUUGAGUUUAUACGUUAUGAAGAGCAGGAUUAUCUAGAACAGUCUAUAACAUGUUUCAAGCCAUUUUUAGGGUGAGACAUUUAUCCAGGUGUGACUGACUUUUUACCAUGAAUAACUGCAAUUGUUUAGGUGUGGCCGGCGCCAACAGUGUAUUAAUAUCUUAAAAAAAAGAUGAUGAUGGCGGCACAAUUUGAACCAUUACAUUUUUGCUUGUAUUUUCCAUCAUAGAACUUUAUUCGAAAAAAUACUAGUUACGAAGCAACAUCAACCAGCCCCAUAUAGGAAACUUCCUUGGCAAAAAUUCUUCGAAAUUCAUACUCCAGAGGCUAGCACUGACAAUCCAGGCAUGCAGGAAUGGUCCUUGGCACUCAGGCAUCGAGAUUAUGUAGGCAAAUUAACACUAGCAAGGGACAUAAGAUCUUGAAAAAGAUUCCAUGGAUUAAACUAGGCAAAAAAUAAACAGUAUGCAACCACAUCCUCGAGUUAUCUAGCAAGGAAAUGGUAGAUGUCCGGCAUUAGUUUUGAGGUAUGAUAUAGGAAUCUAGGGUGGGGGGGAUGCUUGAAGAAAACAAAGAUUUUUCAUUAAAUAAAGGUACAGGAUACAACAACUGGUAAGCACAAAUUAAAUAGGUAACUUUGAUACCGUUGCCAGAUAUAACAUGAACCGCCACUUUUACCAUUAAGAUCAAACCUCAUGCAAUUUUUCCAUUUCCUCAUCAAUUUUCACAUGAGAAUUA
Messenger RNA from Populus euphratica (Euphrates poplar), 2756 nucleotides. RefSeq names its product proline-rich receptor-like protein kinase PERK7. The record is from RefSeq and is a predicted model, not a curated record. NCBI's taxonomy places the organism in Eukaryota, Viridiplantae, Streptophyta, Magnoliopsida, Malpighiales, Salicaceae. Gene Ontology annotation, biological process: protein phosphorylation. Gene Ontology annotation, molecular function: ATP binding; protein kinase activity. The transcript is spliced from 8 exons. Bases 1 to 1980 code for a protein of 659 amino acids.